Aspergillus udagawae is the source of this 1086-nucleotide messenger RNA. Its product is annotated as terpene cyclase. NCBI's taxonomy places the organism in Eukaryota, Fungi, Ascomycota, Eurotiomycetes, Eurotiales, Aspergillaceae. The coding region runs from base 1 to 1086 and encodes 361 amino acids. The transcript is spliced from 9 exons. The record is from RefSeq and is a predicted model, not a curated record.
AUGACUCGAACAGUUCCAACCCUAGACAGAUCGCAUGUCGAUUUUCGGCAGUCAAUUAGAGGUCAAACGGCCAGGUUGCCCAACUUCUACUCUCUCUUUCCUGAGUGGAAACCUCGGCUUCAUCCAGAAUACAACCGUGCUCGUGAUGAAGUGAUUAAUCCGUGGAUUGAACGCUGGGUCCCUGAUGCAGACACAAGUCGCAAAUUCCAGAAGGCGGAUUUUGGCCGUUUCGCUGCCAUCAUGUGUGCAGAUGCGUCGUUUGAGAAGCUGUGCACUGUAGCUAAGGCGUUCGCAUGGUACUUUAUCUGGGACGAUUUAUUUGACUGCGGCUGCCUGACGCAUGAUAAGACAGCUAUUCCGGAAUACCGGGACAAGUCUAUGCAAUACUUCCGCACUGUUCUUUCCAGCAGGGAGGAUGCUACGGACCUAUCAGGAUGCUCAGACGAGCUGCAAAAGGCGCUAUUGUGCUGGGAUGAGGUGGCGGCCCACAUUCGAGCGGUUUGUUCCGAAGAAACCUGUGAGGUUCUACUGGAGAAUAAGCUGUUUUACGUAUCUAGCGUUGACACGGUCGAUACCAUCUGUCAUGGAGACUGUAUACCCUCCUUGGCGCAGUACUGGAGCCGUCGAGAACGCACCGCUGGAGUAUAUCCUGUUAUAGCUACUAUUCCGUUCAUUUAUGGGAUCGACGUCAGUAAACAAGAGCUCAGUGAUGAGCUGAUAGGAGUGCUAUUCAGACAUACCUCUUAUUUGGUACAUAUGAUCAACGACAUGUUCUCGCUCAGAAAGGAAAUUGCGGACAACCAGAUUGAGAACCUCGUUCCGAUCUUGAUGCUCAAUCAGAACAUCGACUGCAACAGCGCAAUGGAGCGCUCGAGCUUGCUUGUCCAGGAGGCCGCCUGUGAUUUUCACGAGGUGGAGAAACGUCUACGCGGACGGUCUCAGCAUGCACCCAAUCCUGUUACUGACAUGUUCCUGCAAGGGUGCAAGGACGUCGUUAUGGGAUUGACUCACUGGAGUUACACUGGACAACGAUACUUCAAGCAAUCAGAAAUAGGUGAUGACAACGUGAUUGAGUUUCGACUCUGA